AUGGGUGUCAACGGCCUCUGGCAAGUGCUGCAGCCAUGCGCGCGCCCGACGAAGCUGGAGACGCUGAACCGCAAGCGCCUGGCCGUCGACGCCUCCAUCUGGAUCUACCAGUUCCUCAAGGCCGUGCGCGACAAGGAGGGAAACGCGCUGCGGAACUCGCACGUUAUCGGCUUCUUCCGCCGCAUCUGCAAGCUGCUCUGGUUCGGCAUCAAGCCCGUCUUCGUCUUUGACGGCGGCGCCCCCGUGCUCAAGCGCGCGACGCUGCAGGGGAGGAAGCGCAGGCGCGAGGGCCGCCGAGAGGAUGCCGUGCGCACCGCGAACAAGCUGCUGGCCGUGCAGAUGCAGCGGCUCGCCGAGGUCGAGGCGGCUGAUCGACGUACGCAGCGCAGCAGGGCUCCCGAUGCGGCUGCGAGCGCGGCGGGGGAUGCUGAGGAUGGUGUUGCAGAGGGGGAGGUUAUUCCGGACGCUGAGAAUAUAGUGUAUGCGGACGAGCAGCUCCUGGACAAGACGGAGCGGCAAAAGAGCCGCAAGUUUUUCAAACAGGACGCUUAUCACCUGCCAGCGCUGGAAAAGAGCAUGCAUGAGAUGGGAAAGCCUAAUGAUCCUCGAGUAAUGAGCAUCGAGGAGCUCGAGAUCUAUGCUCAGCAGUUUCACAAGGGAGAAGACAUUAACCUAUACGACUUCAGCAAAAUCGACUUUGAUGGUGACUUCUUCAAGAGUCUGCCGUCGGCCGACCGUUACAACAUCCUCAACGCGGCACGUCUUCGCAGUCGACUUCGAAUGGGUCUCAGCAAAGAGCAGCUCAUGACCAUGUUCCCGAAUCGGAGGGAUUUUUCGCGCUUUCAAGUAGAGCGAGUCCAGGAACGGAAUCGGUUGACGCAGCGUCUCAUGGUGGAAAUAGGAAUGUCGGAAAGCACAGAUCUGACGGUUAGCGGGCGCAUCAACAGCGAAAGAGGGCGCGAAUAUAUUCUGGUCAAGAAUGACGGUGCCGAGGGUGGAUGGGCCUUGGGAGUUGUGACGAGGGAGAAGGACAAGGGCGAAGCGCACAACCCUAUUGAUGUUGAUGCGCCUUCACGACGUAAUCUCCAGCAAGACGGCCAGGAUGAUGAAUGGGAAGACUCGGAUGAGUUUGAGGAUGUCCCCAUUGAGGGAUUAAACAGGCUUCCUAAGGCAAACAAGCCCAAGGUGGAAGGGUUGCUCACUGCUGAGGGCAUCGAGGAAGACUCGAUGUUUGUGGACCAGGCACAGGCCAUCGACAGUCUUUUCGAAGACCCUGAUCAGGAUGAAGAUUUAGCAGCAGAUGAGCAAGAGGACAUUAACCGGGCCAUUGCCAUGUCUUUAAAGAACCAGCAUGGGUCGCUGGAUCAUAAUGAAGAAGACAUCGACACUGAUGGCAAAAAGAAUGCUACGGCCCCGGAAUGGGAACAAAAAGCUGCCGAAAAGUCCAAACCAAUAUAUGGCGGCAGCGGAAGAACGAUUGCGCAUCUUGUCAACAACCGAGCUAGUCGCAUGGUCCCCAAAGCUAGGGUCACGGCUGUGCCAGAAUCUCAAACAAAGGCGGAUCUCGAUACUGACAGUGACAGCGAUGAUGAUUUGAUGGCUAUUAUGGCCAAAGCUCGCAAAAACAAGCAGAAACAACAGAAGGCUCCUAAGCCUGCCGGGACCUCUGCUACAUUAUCCUCCAAAAACCCGUUUGGCGGACCUUUGCCCUUUGAGAAGCUAGAUUGGAGGACAUCUGUAUUCGAGCCCAAGCCUGCAGAUGUGAAGACACAAGGAGGAUUCCCCAGCGCCGACCCUCAGCCUGCAGCUUUGCCUAAAUCGUCACCAACGGCGGAUAGGCUUGAGGCACUGGCCGACGAAGAUGAUGAAGCCGAAGGCGGAUUUGAACGGCCUGCCCCUGAAGUGGAGGGCCCUCGACCCUUACCCCCUUGGAUGCUCGAUACCCAAACCGAUAUUAGAGACUCUGUCAAGAAUCAGGCGGCCGCACAGGCGGACAUGAAUGCAGAAGAUCGCCAACUCGUCAUGGAGGAGCGCCAGAGGUAUCAGAAGGAGCUUGCGCAUCAAUACGUGGAGAUUGAGUCGUCGGACGACUCUGGUGACGACGAUAUCGAAAUCAUUGAGGCACCGCCGAAAGCGGUAGAACCAUUACAAAAGGAACCGUCGCCAGUAAAUUCGCCUGAGUUGACGAUUUCGAACCAGCCAGAUAUUCAGGCACCUGCAAGCGUGUCUGAAGAGCAGCAAUCAAUAAAUGAAGCGACGCCGGCAACAACUGCACUGCCUGCACAACCUGAGAAGUCUUUAGAGAAGGAAGCAGAAUCGCCACCGUCUUCACCAGAACCUGAAUUCGAGGAUGUUGAAAUAAUAGCACCGGAACCCACCGUACUGCCGGAGCCCGCAAACGCGGGUGGUCCAACGAAUGAGGCACCAGCUUUGGAUGCAUCUGUUUUCGAGCCUCAAGAAAACGCCGAUGUGGAUGUACAGCAAAUAGCCCAGGCUAGUGUGGAUGAUGCUUUCAAUGCUAUCCAGGAGUUUGAUGAUUUCAGCGACUCCGAGGACGAAGAGCUAUUGGCACAGCUGGCCGGAGAGGCUGAAGCCCAUGCGGAGUUUGCUAGCACGCUACAGAAUCAUGGCGGUAAGCCCACCGGGAACGCUCAGUCGGCCGAAGAUUACGAAAAAGAACUCAAGCAGCUGCGCGCUCAGCAAAAGAAAGACCGCCGCGAUGCGGAUGAGGUGUCACAGGUCAUGGUGACCGAAUGCCAGCAGCUCCUUAGGCUCUUUGGCAUACCCUACAUCACAGCUCCCAUGGAGGCCGAAGCACAAUGCGCAGAACUGGUUAGACUAGGCCUAGUUGACGGAAUUGUCACGGACGAUUCGGACACAUUCCUCUUUGGCGGCACUAGGGUCUACAAGAACAUGUUCAACGGCAACAAGUUUGUCGAGUGCUACCUGGCAUCUGACCUGGAGAAGGAGCUCUCUCUGUCGCAGGAGAACCUAAUCUCGCUUGCUCAGCUCUUGGGCUCUGACUACACAGAUGGCCUGCCUGGCGUGGGACCGGUCACGGCGGUCGAGAUUCUCUCCGAGUUCCCCGGCCCAGACGGCCUGACACGCUUUGCUGAAUGGUGGCGCCAGGUGCAGAGCAGUCUCAACGUGUCCACAGAUGGCUGGAGCAGCUUCCUCCGCAAGUUCCGUAAGUCACAGGCGACGCGUCUGUUCCUACCCCCGGGGUUUCCAAGCCCCGCGGUGCCGGAAGCGUACCUAAAGCCUGAGGUGGACAGUGACCCGGAGCCGUUCCAAUGGGGCGCUCCGGACCUCUCCGGUCUGCGGGAUUUCCUCAUGGCGACGAUUGGCUGGAGCCAGGAGCGCACGGAUGAGGUGCUUGUGCCAGUCAUUCGGGACGUCAACCGUCGCGAGCUCGAGGGCACUCAGAGCAACAUAACGAGGUUCUUCUCUGGCGGCGUUGGUGUCGGCGCUAGGCAACAGCAGGAGAAUGAAGGACAGCAACAGGGCGAAGCAUUUGCGCCGAGGAGGACCGCGAGGGGUGGGAGUAAACGUAUGGCCAAUGCGGUCUCCAGACUAAGGGCUCAGGCUUCCGGUACUAGUGCGCCGACAAGUGGUGGUGAUGGCGACACUGGGGAAACGCCGGCGUCUGGGCGGGCGACUGGUACGAGGAAGCGCAAGGCUCGCGCUGAUGUUAUAGUUGAGGAAGACGAGGACGGCCAUGAGGAUGCCGAAGGUGACUCUGGCGAAGGAACUCAGGAGGCGCAUUCAAGUACCCGCGGGGGGAGACGCAAAAGGGGGAGAGCCGCACAGAGAAAGGGGUAG
Molecule: messenger RNA, 3822 nt
Organism: Pyricularia grisea
Lineage: Eukaryota; Fungi; Ascomycota; Sordariomycetes; Magnaporthales; Pyriculariaceae
Exons: 1
Coding region: 1-3822 (1273 amino acids)
Biological process (GO): nucleotide-excision repair
Cellular component (GO): nucleus
Molecular function (GO): DNA endonuclease activity; single-stranded DNA binding
Source: RefSeq, a predicted model, not a curated record